ACCGAAGAGUAAAACUCGCUCUCUCUUUCUCUUUUAUAAACACAUAUUUUCUGCUCCCCUGAAAUUCCUCCCGCAACGCACAGUUCUGCUUCCUCUGUUUCUCAAAUAUCAUCCUCCUCUUCAAUUAUGGAUUCCCAAAGCAUCAAACACCGUACCAAAGACCCUCACCAAUCCGACACCCCCAAGGAAACUGACAUGAGGACUUAUAGUAGGCGAGACAAGAGGAUGGCUAUGGCCAAACGAGGCAUCAGAUCAUUAGCUAUAGCUGUUGCUUUUCCUCUUUCUCUAACCCUCUUCAACAUCUAUUUUUUCGGCUCUAGGAAUGGCUACGGUCCCAUUUCUACCAAACCUUUCUGGUUCCCGCCUAUGUGGGCUCUCCAUUUUACGUGCUUGGCUUCGAGUUUCUUAAUGGGUCUCUCUGCGUGGCUUGUUUGGGCUGAAGGAGGAUUUCAUAAGAAGCCUGCGGCUCUUUCUUUUUACUUGGCUCAGCUUGGUUUGGGUUUAAUAUGGGAUCCUAUCGUUUUUCGUAUGGAUGCUACUUGGGUUGGUUUGGUCGUCUGCUUGGCUAUGUUUGGAUCUCUUGUUGGCUGCUCUCGUCAGUUUAAAGAGGUGAAUCCCAUUGCUGGAGAUUUGGUUAAGCCUUCUUUGACUUGGGCUGCAUUUUUAGCCAUUGUAAAUCUUAAGCUCGUUUUUCUUUGAAUUAUACAGAAGAUGAGGAUAGUUAAUAGUGCUUCGUUAAGACUCGUUACAUUUUGGUUUUAUUUCGCUUAGUGUUGGAUACUUGAUCAGGUACAUGAAUGCAGGAGAUCAUUGAUCUUGUAAAAGGUUUCUUUUCUUUUCUUUUCUUCUUUUCUCUUUUGAAAGAUCUUUUCCUCUUUUCUUCUCGGUUUCUACUUGUUAUGUCCGUCCGUGUACAUGGUAUAUAUUGGUACUGUGGAUUUGUCACGUCUUAUUGUAAAAAGGUCUUAGAAAUGUUUAUAAGGUUUGAAUCUUAUCUUAGAAACGUUAUAAAAGCUUGGAAAGACAUUAUUCAUUUUGUAA
Messenger RNA from Ricinus communis (castor bean), 1041 nucleotides. RefSeq names its product translocator protein homolog. The record is from RefSeq and is a predicted model, not a curated record. The transcript has a single exon. Gene Ontology annotation, cellular component: membrane. NCBI's taxonomy places the organism in Eukaryota, Viridiplantae, Streptophyta, Magnoliopsida, Malpighiales, Euphorbiaceae. Bases 127 to 699 code for a protein of 190 amino acids.